AGUACAUUUCCAAGUUAGCCCUUUCACUUGCCAUUGCUUUCAUCGUUCUCCCUUUAUAAACAUUUCCCAACAGUUUUUACUAAUUCCCCAGAAAUAUCACCCUAUUUCUCUCCCAAAAUAGCAUCUCGCUCAGUUUUGUCUUGCAAAAUUCACAUGUCUUACGUGUGAAAAACUGGAGAAAAUGGAUUGUUGCAAAGACCCAAAGGCAAUUAUGGGUCAGGUUGUAUGCCCUAAGCCUCGUCGGGCCGGGCCGUCCGUGGUGGUUCCCUUGAGAUCUCGCCUGCGUGACGAUGCCGAGUCGAAACCGGGUGCUGAAUUGCUUGGUUUAAUCUUAAAGGAUGAUUUUCAAAGGUCGGUAUCACCUCCGUUUUUCUUUGGAUCCCCUCCAUGCAGAGCCUCGAAUCCUUUAGUGCAAGAUGCACGUUUUGGAAUUGAUCCAAAUAAGCUAAGUUCCAUUUGUAACUCCCCUAAUGAGUCGGCUCAUCAUUCUAGAGAACAGUUGGGUAAAGAACAAGCAGCCGUGAGAAUCGAAGGCUUUGAUUGCCCGAAUACCCGUGCUGUUGCCAUGGUGUAGAAUAUCUAUANAAAAAGAAAAAGAGGAAAAAAAAGAAAA
Striga asiatica is the source of this 613-nucleotide messenger RNA. The record is from the annotation of a GenBank genome assembly. Lineage: Eukaryota; Viridiplantae; Streptophyta; Magnoliopsida; Lamiales; Orobanchaceae.